Molecule: messenger RNA, 1131 nt
Organism: Polyodon spathula (Mississippi paddlefish)
Lineage: Eukaryota; Metazoa; Chordata; Actinopteri; Acipenseriformes; Polyodontidae
Gene: gins2
Product: GINS complex subunit 2
Exons: 5
Coding region: 81-641 (186 amino acids)
Biological process (GO): double-strand break repair via break-induced replication; DNA replication
Cellular component (GO): nucleus; GINS complex
Source: RefSeq, a predicted model, not a curated record
GGGAACUUUACAGCAGUAGUUCCUGAUGAUCAGAUAUUUAUGCACUGUCCGGACUGCUGUUUUAUAAAUAUAAUCGUGAGAUGGAUCCCUCAGAGGUAGAGUUCCUGGCGGAAAAGGAGAUGGUGACCAUCGUUCCGAAUUUCAGUCUCGAUAAAAUAUAUUUAAUUGGGGGAGACCUUGGCCCCUUCAACCCAGGGCUGCCUGUGGCUGUGCCGGUCUGGCUGGCGAUCAAUCUAAAGCAGAGGCAGAAGUGCAGAAUCAUCCCCCCCGAAUGGAUGGAUGUUGAAAAACUUGAAGAGAUCAGAGAGCAGGAGAGGAAGGAAGAAGCGUUUACUCCCAUCCCCAAUCCGUACUACAUGGAGCUGACCAAGUUAUUGCUAAACCACGCCUCCGAUAAUAUUCCAAAAGCUGAUGAGAUCAGAACCCUGGUGAAGGAUACGUGGGACACUCGCAUCGCCAAGCUGCGCCUGUCUGCAGACAGCUUCGUCAGUCAGCAGGAAGCACAUGCCAGGCUGGAUAAUCUCACCCUGAUGGAAAUUAACACAAUCGGGACCUUCCUCACAGACUCCUUGAACCACAUGUACAAACUGCGCACCAACCUGCAGCCUGGCAAGGAGGCUGGCAAGUCCCAGGACUUCUAGAACACCGCCCCCUACUGGUGAUUAGAGGAACGGGAUCAUCAAGACUUGACAGAACAGCAUUGGACUUUAAGAACAUAGCAACCUGAAGAUCAUUUCAGAAGCCAAACAUUGAUUCUGUUUAAGGCAGUGACUGACCUUAAGCAGGCACAGAAAUGUAUUAAAUCAUUGUUAUAAAAGCAAUGACAUCUGCUGUGAAAACAGCAGUUUUUUGUACAAGGCUGUCCACUUCAUCGUAAACUAUAUAUUUUUGUAUAUAAGGUGCCCUUUACCUGUGCAAACAUUUGACUUCCUUUUUGAAAUUUGAACCUGUCUAAGCAUGCCUCAGGAUUUAGUAAAAACCUAAAUCCAAGAUAAUGUAAAAUGAAUAAUACAAUUAUGCAGUACUGUCUGAUUUAAGAAUAUUACUCUACACCCCUUUUAAAGCAUGAUUUGAUAGAAAUUUAAAUGUAAAAUUGGUAAAGUAGAUUAAAUAGAGUUGUAUAUAAUGUAU